This is a messenger RNA of Linum trigynum, 3691 nucleotides long. The record is from the annotation of a GenBank genome assembly. NCBI's taxonomy places the organism in Eukaryota, Viridiplantae, Streptophyta, Magnoliopsida, Malpighiales, Linaceae.
GUUAAUUAAUUAAUAAUUAGCUCGACAAUUUAGUUAUAAUCACUAGCUUAAUCAAGCCGUUUAGCUUGAGCCGCCUAACUUGGCCACCUCGACUUCUCUUUAGUUCAGGUCAUCAUUCCUUUGGAUUCGGUCUCGCUAUACUACUUCGGCUAUGAGUCAUUUAACAAUUACAUUUUAGCAUCUAAUUUAUUUACUCAUGAUCAACGGUACCCUAGUAUCUACAUCAAAUCAAGAAACAUGACCUCGCCGGUCUUUUAUCACCCAUCUCGCGAUCCCUAGUACAAGCUCGUCCCCAAAUUAUCCAACCCAUUGUCUUCUGAUCUAAUCGGACCAUGAUUACGGAAUUCCCCCAAAAUCAUAACCUAAAUCCAAUAACUAUGUCGGCUGUCCAAUGCUCGGUUUGCCCGCUUAUGAUAACUCGUCACUCGCCGUUCACAUGGACGACCUAUACCAUCACUGAACCCAUCUUAGCGAAAUCCAUGACUACGCCACUGCGCCAAAUGAGAGUGCUAAUGGACUUGUUAGAUAGUAGUACUGUAAUCCCAAGUUGAUGGGAUCUUGUACAUAUAUGAAAGCUAGCUGCGAAAUACCGAACUCUCUUCUGUGCAUGUUGCGUCAACUAGCACAUAUGUUACAUGAUGAUGUAAAGUGUAAAACCCAAAAAGGGGAAAAAAAGCCAAAGGAGAAAAAGAAAGAGAGAAAGAAGGCCUCGUCGGCAGCAUACUAACAUGGUUGGAUGGUAGUGCUCUUAUUAGAGUUCAUUUGGAUGGAGAAUUUUAGCGGAUUAAAUUUGAUAGAGGCAAAUUCAUCAUUUUUACAAUAUAACAUUUGGAUGCAGCGAUUUCUCUUUAGAAAUUUUGAAUUGACUCGUUUUGAGUAAAUUUUAAUUGCUCGAGGUGGAACAGAUAAUUGAAAAUGACUCAUUUUAAUUAUUUCGUACUAGUCUACCUCGUGUAUAUAUAUAGUCACUAGUUAGACAGUCCACUCAAAGGUCCUCACCCCCUUUUUUUUUUACGAAGAUUGACAUAGGUUUUUUCACAUUCAAAUAUGAGACAUUCACGUUGAACUAGAGAUUAUACCACAUGAUCAAACUCUCAUUCUAACGUUUUUCAUACUCGUUGUAAGUCGUAGUUAAUAUAAUUUUAUGUAGGAGUCCUAAUCACAUAGACAUAUGUAAAUAAUUAAACAUCGAAGAGGAUUAGUGUUUUAGAAGUAGUAGAACAAGUAAAAAAAAACACACACACAUGACAUAAUAGAGAGGGAAGGUAAAACCUACUCAAUUGUCAAUACCAUUUACAUUAAAAAAAAAAAAAAAAUCAAAUUACAAUCCCUACAAUUGUCAACUGGUCCAGGUCUCUGUUCUAAUCCGAGAAUUGUUGCUUGCUCACCAUCUUCCCUCUUCAUCCUUUCUUCCGAAAAAAUUAUUCUUUAACAUCGGUGACACCUUGGAGCGCUCCAAGGGCGAAGACAUCGUCGAUAUUCCAUUUUUUUUUCCCCAACAGACUUUGUGUUCGUGACCAUUACCACCAACCAAUAGCCUUCCUUCGCAAUCGGCAAUUCUCCUCUGUUAUCCCCGGCCAUUCGACGACUGCCUCUGCGGUGAUCGGAGAUUCCCUUUUGUUCACUGCCUCACCGUUUCAAAUUUCCGGCGAAUUGAGGAUCUCGUCGGGGAUAUUCUCCAUCAUUGGUAAAGCAUCCUUCCCUUUUUCAUUUUUUCCCCCUUUUGGCUGCGCGUGUUCGGAUUCCGGUGCUUAGAUUCUGGAAAUUAAGAAUAGGGUAUUGGCUUCCUUUUGUCGAAGGAAUCGAAAGUUGAUCGCUUUUUUUGUUUUCUCUGCGGGUGCUGAUUUGGGUUGGCGUUUGAUCGGAAUAGUGAGGAGAAGUUUUUUGAAUGCUGCCCUGAGAAGCUCCGGGAUUGUGAAAUGAGCUGCCGUGCGUGAUGACGAAGGUAACGCGGAAAGUCGGGAAGUAUGAGGUCGGCCGGACAAUCGGCGAAGGGAAUUUCGCCAAGGUCAAGUUUGCUCGGAACCAGGAGACUGGUGAAAGCGUCGCCAUUAAAGUGAUGGCCAAAUCCACCAUUCUCAAAAACAAAAUGGCUGAUCAGAUUAAAAGAGAGAUAUCGAUCAUGAAGAUUGUCAGACAUCCUAAUAUUGUUAGGUUGCAUGAGGUUUUGGCAGGUCGGACGAAGAUAUAUAUCAUUCUUGAGUUCGUUACUGGAGGAGAACUGUUUGAUAGAAUUGUCCACCAAGGAAGGCUUAAAGAGCACGAGGCAAGACGAUACUUUCAACAGCUUAUAGAUGCAGUGGACCACUGUCAUAGUAAGGGUGUGUACCACAGAGAUCUUAAGCCUGAAAACCUUCUUCUUGAUGCUGCCGGGAAUUUGAAGGUCUCUGACUUUGGAUUGAGUGCGUUGCCUCAGGAUGGUGUUGAUAUUCUCCAUACUACCUGUGGUACACCGAAUUAUGUUGCCCCGGAGGUGCUCAGCCACCAAGGUUAUGAUGGGGCAGCUGCCGACAUAUGGUCAUGUGGAGUAAUCCUCUAUGUUCUGAUGGCUGGAUAUCUUCCAUUUGAUGAGACAGACCUUCCAACUUUGUUCAAGAAGAUAAAUGCUGCAGAAUUCACUUGUCCUUUUUGGUUUUCUCCAGAUGCAAAGGCCCUGAUAGAUAAGAUACUUACUCCCAAUCCGAAAAAACGCAUAAGGAUAAAGGGAAUUAGAAGAGAUCCAUGGUUUCGGAGGAACUACGUGCCUGUGAAACACACUGAAGAAGUGGAAGUGAAUCUUGAUGAUAUUCGUGCAGUCUUCGAUGACAUCGAGGACCAAUAUGUAGCAGAGAAAUCAGAAUGCAGUGACACUGGACCAUUAAUAAUGAAUGCCUUUGAAAUGAUUACCCUUUCCCAGGGGCUAAAUCUAUCAGCACUGUUUGACAGACACCAGGACUAUAUAAAGAGGCAGACUCGUUUUGUAUCCCGUAGACCAGCAAAGGAUAUAAUCUCAACAGUCGAAGCAGUUGCUGUCUCAUUCGGCCUCAAGGUUCAUACGCGUGGUUACAAGAUGAGGCUUGAAGGAAUGUCAGCGAAUAAGACUGGUCAUUUAGCAGUGGUGUUGGAGGUUUACGAAGUCGCACCUUCACUGUUCAUGGUAGACGUAAGGAAGGCAUCAGGGGAGACUCUCGAGUAUCACAAGUUCUACAAGAACUUCUGUGCAAAGCUCGACGAUAUCAUAUGGAAGCCAGCAGAAGGAGCAAACUCAGGCCUGCUUCGAACGAUGACUUGCUGAUCCAGGGUGGCCAGACGGGGGUUUUCUUGGGCGUGAAGCAACUAAACUAUAUAUAUGUAAAUAGUCUCUCUACUUGCUCUGUUCGAUCCUGAAUUUUUGACAAUCAUGUUUCAUCCUCUGCAUACAUCACCAUGUCUUGUCUUCUGGAAAAAGAUGAACUCCCAAAACGUAGAACUACCACUCUGCCAGGAAUGAGUAUAUUGAGCUCUGGGUUUCUAGUGAAUCUGCAAAUCCAAUGCAAUCGAACAACUGACGAAAGAGUCUGUUUUGUUACCAAGUACCAAAUAUGCACUCUCGAUGAAUGUAGAAGCAUAUCAGACUGAAUUGGUACUCCUAUCACUUUUGCAAGGAAUGCAUAAGCAAGCACACUACAAAUUGGUCUCUGUCAACAAGUACAAAUAAGAUUGAGCUCAGACA